This is a messenger RNA of Oldenlandia corymbosa var. corymbosa, 5912 nucleotides long. Lineage: Eukaryota; Viridiplantae; Streptophyta; Magnoliopsida; Gentianales; Rubiaceae. The record is from the annotation of a GenBank genome assembly.
UACGAUUCCCAUAAUGCAUAUGCUUCCUGUCUGUCUCCGCCUCCUGGUGGUGAAUUAUUUCCCCAAAAAAGAAAAAACUCCACGUCUCCAUCCAUUCCUUUUCACACGUUCAUUCAUUCAUUCCCCUCUCAAAUCUCAAUGUUUGAGGAUUUAUUUUAUUUUUGGGGCUUUUUUUUGUUGGUUGCCAGAAUUGCAUUUAAAGAAAGCUGAGAAAAAUGGCAACAGCAACUGCACAAUGGAAGCAGCUCUUACUCAACGCUCUUCAAUCCAAUUCCCACCAAAAGCACGCCUCUUAUUUCCAGCUCGUACGUAAUCUCCUCACCAUUUCAAUUUCAAACACCCCCCCAUAAUAAUGUUGUUUUUCCGAUCCAAUCGACUUUUCCGUUUGGGAGCUUUUUUGCAGGCAACUGUUGGCAGGAAUGGGCGGCCUUCCAAUCGGACUGUUGUUUUCAGAGGAUUCCAGCAGCAGGACGGAGAUUCUACUAGUGAUAAGAUCCAAAUUAAUACCGAUUCCCGUACUUCAAAGAUUGAAGAGAUCAAGCAUUGCCCUUUUGCUGAGAUUUGCUGGUAUUUCACUGACACUUGGGAGCAAUUUCGGAUCAAUGGGAAAGUGGAUAUCAUCGAUUCACGUAAUCCUGACCCCGUGAAAUUGCAGCAAAGAGAGAAAGCUUGGGUUGCGAGUUCAGUUAGAUCAAGACUGCAGUAUUUGGGCCCUGCCCCUGGACUUCCUUCUCUUUGUGACGAUCCACCGCCAGAAAAUUCUUUGAAUCCUUCUUCUGGUCCUGUUGAUGCAUUUUGUGUUCUUGUGCUGGACCCUGACCAGGUCGAUUAUUUGAACCUAAAGAAAAACGAAAGGAUGUUGUUUAGAUCUACAAGUAGUAGCAAUGGAGAAAAGUCCUGGACUUCAGACAAAAUCAAUCCAUAAUAACAUUGAGUAAUACCGGAAUGUCAGCUGGAUGAAUAGCAGUUUCUAAAGCAUGCACAUAAAUAGGUACUGUUGUAAUAAGAAGUUUCAUCCAUCAAACGCUUGAUUCAGUAAUGAUUUUUUAGAAAAAUUAUUUUCUAUGAAAACGAAAUAAGAGAACAAAUGUCUUUAUGUGGGAUAUCUAUCAGUUUUAUUGGAUAUUAUGGCUGUUGACUACAUAUGCCUGUGAUUUGAUCGAUGAAAGCCACGGGAAGCCUCAUAUUCUCAGGAGUCGUUAUUCAUGCCUAUAAUAGAAAAUCCAACAUUGAAUUUAGCCUUGGCUUAUCAGAAGUAAUGUGGUAGUAGGCAUACCUUCCAAUGUAAAGCAUCUUGCCCAAAUGAGUAUCUCAGACAUUGUCCGAAGUAAUAGGAAGAAAUAUAAGGUUAAACCAAUUGCUUGGUAUCUCAGAAACUGUUUCCCUACAUUGUGGAAUACUCAUUUGAGCAAGAGGUUUUCCAAGGAAGGGAUUUGACUGCGUUGCAACCCUUUAUUUUCCUUUGAUUAUGAGCAGGCAGAAGCUAUAUUUAUAUGGACUUUCUCAGCAUCUUGAGAGUUGGUUGAACCAGGUUUAUGAUAUGCAUAUAUUUUUGGUCGUGAGAGUUAACUUUUGCCUGUUAGUUGAGCAAGCCUUUUUUACAUGCAACAAUGUUUUUCAAGAACUUACUCAAAUUUGUUUCCUCUUAAACUAGACAUUUAAAUCUAAAGACUAGCUGUUGUACAGUUCACUAUUUUAAUAUUACUUAUUUAGUCCACUGUUUGGUACGAAUUGCUUUGUUAGAAGAUAAAUUACUUGUAGAUAUGAGUCUCCUUCCGAAGCAAACAGGGUUAGCAUGCACUCAGUUAAAUGCUGAUGUUUGAACUUUCAUUAGUGGUUGAUUAUCCUUGUUUUUGUUUUGUUGUAAAGAACUUUUAGGCAUAUAUAUUGAUGGCUGUUAGAAAUGCAUUUGAGGUUCAUCUUUCAGAGUUGGUUAGAGCUUGAACGGAAGAACGGCAGGUACUGUCACUAUGUCCUUGGGUAAAUCCUUAACUGGCAGACAUUUCAUUGCAGUAUUUUAGAGCAUCAAAAGUUAAAUGCUGCUGUGUUCUGUAACGAUUUUAUGCCAGUUGCCCUAGGUUGACAAGUAGCUAAAUAAUCCAUCCACCAUUCAAUACACCACUUGCAAUUUUACUCUAUUUUUGGUGUGUUUCUUUUUGCCUUAGAGCCCUGUAACUAACCUUCAUGAACCACCAUAGUUUUACCAACAAAGUAUGCUGAGAAUUGAUUAAGCCCCUCACCCUCCCUCCUUUUUGGUUCUUUUUAGAAGCCACGAUGGGUGUCUUGCACGGGCCCCAUUAGGAUAUAAUGUUGGCAAAUGAUAUGGGCAAAAGAACUGAAAGUCAAAAGAUUUUGAGAGGAAUGCUCCUUUUUGCUUGCAAUUCCAUCAACAAUGAGCCUAUUCGAACAAAUCGGAAGUCUUUAUUAGCUUCCACAGCUUAAUGAAUGGAUGGUAGCUUUUCCUCAAAUGUCUUGUUCUUUUAGCAUGUAGGCAGGUCUGCUGGAGGAUGGGGUAAAGUCUGAUGUGGUCCUUUGCCAUUUCUCAGAAUAAACACCACUGCCAACCCCCAUGAUGAAUGCAUCUCCAAGUGGCAAUACAUGAACCAAACCCCUGCAUCACCACAAAAUUUCAAAAUCAUUUCCGUCAUUCACUCAUUCAAAAGAUUUUUACACCAAAAGUCAGUUAUAAUGUUAUCAAGAGUGUUACUAAGAUGUAAGAAUACAUGUAUUGUCAGCGGUGAACCUAAUAGCGGCACAUCCACCAGGAGGAAGUCCAAUAGUGUUCAUGUAAGGAGGAUUAACCUAGUUGCAAACUGUGGUAUCCGGAAUAUAAUCCCCAGUGGCAUGUUCCACAACAUAGAAGCUCCGUUUAGGUGAAUCGGUGGUUCUCUAUCGACACUGUCCCAGUAUCCAGCAAAAUUAGCAGAACCCCAAGUCCCUUAUUCCUAGCAUCCAUUCAGCAACCGAGUAUUAAAAGGUGCAUUGCUAGGCACUCCAUUCAUGAAAUGAUAAAACCUAAAAGUUGCCCCUGGAAUAUCCAUAAAAAACGAUUAAUCUCUCUGUAAUGAGCUUCAAGUUGGGGGUACAUUUGGCCAUAGAAGAAGCCAUGACAAUGCCGUGCAAACGCUGGCAAUUCUUCUACGGGUAUCUUGAGUUGCAUUGUUGUACAUUUACUCCAAUGUCAACACUCAAGUUCUUAUCAAUCUCCAUAGGAACAACAUCACCAUUAUUAAGAUUAAGGCUUCUUAGGCCAUGCAUGACCUUUUUAACAUCAAGAUUGUCAUUGAGUUUAGGGACAGGGGCUGGCAACUGAGAUUGUGGUUUGAAAGGGGACAUUUCUUGCUGACAUGUAAGGUCCCAUGGAAAAAAAAAACAUGGAAUACCUUACAAGGAGUUGAUUUGCUGUGACCAAAACUUUGAGGGUUCAGCCAGGUCCAAGCAGGACGACAUAUGUUUGGUGUACUCAGCAUCAGGGUCAACUUGGGUCAUCUUGUGAUUUGCAAUGGCAAAGAAAUGUUCCUUGUCUAAUGCUGCAUUGAUUAGCGCCUGUAGGCAUGUUUGCCUUCAAGGUGUUAACGCAUCUGCUGAACUUUGUACAAAAAAUGAAAUCGCCAAUUUGACAAAAACCUAGGAAAAUUGCAAAUGUAAUUAACCGUAAAAUGCACGGACCAAUGUUGGAACAGUUGUAGUUAGGACCAGGAUAGCCAUGGAAGGUAGAAGCAUCAGCAACUGGAAGGGCGGAGGAUGCGCUCUGCAAUCUGCAUGAUAAGGGGUGGAUAAAAAGGGUAGAGCAUCGGAGAAGAUUUUAUGUUGUUCUCUAUUGUCUUUCUCGUAUAACAUUCAUCAUAUCUUAAGAUCUUAGUUUGGUGUUUAGAACACAAGUAAAAAUGUAUUCCACUUAUAAAGUGAGAAGUAGCUAGAUAAACCCAACUCAAGUAAGAAACUUGAUUAUACAUACAUAAUAAUGUUGGCCACACCUAUUAUACCUAAUAAAUACUACUGUAGUUAUUAUCAUUAACAAUUCUUACUUCUAAGUAAGAAUUUGGUUUGUUAGUUUCAUCCUUUUUUGUUUUUUCUUGUUGACUGUUGUUAUUCCACUAAAGUGCAAAGAUUCUUAUUUGGGAUGAAAGAAAAUAAAUAUCUACAAUAUAUAAAAGGGGAGUUUCACCCGACGAUGGAGCUGUUUAGAUACGGUGAACGGUCACUCUUCCCAGAUGUGUCGGCUCUCGAUUGGAGACUUCGGUUAUAGAUUGCAGCUUCCACUGCCUCUGCAAUGGCUGAACUCAAACCCAAUUCAGGUUUUGCCUUUUUAUACUCCCCCAGUUCCAAUCGCACUGAAAAUAUGUUUCCGAUCUUCUUUCCAUCUCUCUUCUUCUCUUUUAUUGCGAAAUAGGCUUCAUCAGUGAAAAGUAGGCCGCCCGAAGGUGAAACUCUAGUUAGUAUCGAUUUGUCAUAUUUUAAGCUGAUAAUUAAGCUUUUUCUGGGGCCGAUUUGAUGCGAUUGAAGGGCAUCGGUUGUUACGAGAUGUUCUGCUCUUUAGCUAAAAUGAUUAGAUGAUCGAUCUGUGGAAUUCCAUUCUUUUGUUCCACAUUUUUGGUGUGCUAGCAGCCCGUAAGAUUGACUCUCGGGGAAAUGUAACCUCAUUAUGGCUACUAAAAACACACAUAUGCCCCAAAUCAUAUUGUUGGGUUUGCCUAUAAAAUGUUUGAUUAUUUUACUCAAAGAGUGCAAUUAGGACCUUCGGAUUGGUUUUCUCUAUCGAAUUAUAAUUUAACUCCUCAUAUGUUGCCGCUCAAUUAAUCUAUCGGAAAGAAACCGAUGGUCAGAGGAUGCUGUUGUUGGCUGCUCAUUUGUUUAUUGCCAAACACCUUUUCUCUCAAUUUAACUUCCUCGAUUAAUGGUUUUAAUCUAGACUUAAUUUCAGUAGAUGAUCAUGUCACAGCAGAGAUGUUCAUGGGUAUAGUUGGGGCAUGGCGAUUCUUGGUUGUUCUGCUGGCGGCAACGGCUUGGAACCAUGAACCAUCACAUGAAUGGGAGAAGAAAGUCUUAGAUACUUUUUGUAUUGAAAAAGAUGUGGAAGGAUGUCAUCCACUUGAUAUUGUUUGUCUUGCUAUGAGGAACAGAGAAUGUUGUUAUGUUUAACUUCUGAUUACUUAGUUAAUUAGGUGCUUGAGGACGAUGCUUCUUCUGGAUGUGUCUGUCAACAGGAUUCCAUAAGCUCAGGUUGUCGCCUGUUCGCAUGUUGGCGAUGUUUGCUUUGAGGAAGUCAGCAAAACACCAUUCCUCUCCUCAAGGGAUUAUCAAAUGCUCUCAUCUCUGCAAAGAGUAUGCACAAUUUCAAGUGAACAUUUUCCUCUCAUCAUGUAUUUUGGAACUACGCAAAAUACUAAAGACAAUUCCAAUUCCAAUUCCGUAACGAAAUUCUCGAACAAGUGCUGAAGGACUUAACUUUGAGAAAGCUACCAUCGUAUGUUUCUUAGCUCAUGCAUUUUUUUUUUCUUUGAUCAAAUACACGAAGUGUAUUCGAGCUGCAUUAUAGCAUUGAGGUUUGGAGCUUAGGAAAUACCGAGAACCUUGAAACCUAAGUUCCUCACCUUGUCCUCUUUUGAGAAGGAAAAGAAUUUAUGUUUUGUAUUUACUUACUAGGCUUCGUGGAUACAUAUUUGUAGAAGUUAUGAAUGUGGCGGGAAUUGAAAGUUUGAACUCAGAAGGAAUCAAUUGUAAUAAAGCUGAUAGUUGACUGGUACAUUAGUUAGUUGACUAUAGAUAGGAGGGUUUAAUUGUAAAUAUUAAACAUAUAAGGCGGUUGGACAGAUUAAGUCGGUUUUUGCACUAUAAAUGCAACCUAAUCUUGGUCUGGAUGAUUUUGAGAAAUUAAUACAGUUUCUUUAAUACACUAAAUUUGUUCUGGA